Molecule: messenger RNA, 579 nt
Organism: Syzygium oleosum
Lineage: Eukaryota; Viridiplantae; Streptophyta; Magnoliopsida; Myrtales; Myrtaceae
Product: protein SRC2 homolog
Exons: 2
Coding region: 1-579 (192 amino acids)
Biological process (GO): defense response
Source: RefSeq, a predicted model, not a curated record
AUGGAGUGUAGGCCACUUAACAUCACCAUAGUCUCGGCAAAAGGUCUCAAGAAGGGGAAAGACGUCCCGCAAAUGCUUGUGUACUUGGAGGCCAACGUCUCCACCGAUCCCAACACCAAGCAGCGGACUCCAGCUGCCAGGGAAGGCGGCAACAGCCCCGCCUGGACCUUCCCCAUGCAGUUCGUCAUCGACGCGGCUUCCCUCCAAAAGGAUGGCCCUCUUUUGAUUCUGAAACUCAGAUGCCAACGCCCCGGCGGUGAUCUUGACAUUGGAGAAACUCAGGUACCCAUCAAGGAAUUACUCGAAACGGCUGGCAAGGACAAGGAUCCUAAGAAAGCUGAAUAUCCGGUAAAGAAACCGUCUGGUAAAGAGAAAGGCGAAUUGAAAUUCACAUUCAAGUUCGGGGAAAAACUACCAGGGGGAUUUCCUUUCCAAGCGCCACCGAGCAUGCCGUAUACCGCGGCAACGACCCAAACCCCGAUCAGUUAUCCACCGGUAGGAUAUCCUCAGGCUGGCCUUGGAGGUCGAUACGGGCUGCUUCCUCAUGGAGGGUCCAAAGACGUGGCUCCGCCAUUGUGA